Messenger RNA from Striga hermonthica, 963 nucleotides. The record is from the annotation of a GenBank genome assembly. Lineage: Eukaryota; Viridiplantae; Streptophyta; Magnoliopsida; Lamiales; Orobanchaceae.
AUGCCUGCUAUGAAGAAGAAUGCUGAAUACAUUGGGGUUGGGCAGAUAUUCAGUAAAUUAGUGAAGGAGAUUGGAAGUCCUGUUGAUUUUGAACUUCCAGAAUCAUAUAACAAAUGGAAAUCUACUUUCUCCUUCAUCAAACGCAAUGUGUAUCUAACGAAGAAGGUUAAAAAGCGCUCGAAGGAUAAUGAUAGCUCUUGUUCCUGCAGCUCAUCAAAUGGAUCUUUGGGUGUUUGUGGUAGAGAUUGCCUCUGCAGUAUGCUGUAUACAUGCUGUUCCUCUAGCUGUAAUUGUGGGACCUCGUGUCUGAAUAAGCCAUUUCAGCAAAGGGUUUCUAAGAAGCUGAAAGUUGUUCAGACUGAGAAAUGUGGAAUGGGUGUUGUGGCAGCAGAAAACAUCAGUAAAGGAGAUUUUGUGAUAGAAUAUGUUGGAGAAGUAAUUGAUGAUAAAACAUGCGAAGAAAGGCUCUGGAAAAUGAAGGGCCGGGGGGAAACAAACUUUUAUCUAUGUGAAAUAAAUAGGGACAUGGUGAUUGAUGCCACUUACAAAGGAAACAAGUCAAGAUACAUUAAUCACAGUUGCUGUCCAAAUACCGAGAUGCUCAAAUGGACAAUUGAUGAUGAAACAAGGAUUGGGAUAUUUGCAACCCGAAAUAUUAAAAAGGGCGAGCAUCUGACCUAUGAUUAUCAGUUUGUGCAAUUUGGUGCAGAUCAAGAUUGCCAUUGUGGUGCUGCAGGUUGCCGGAAGAAGCUGGGUGUAAAUAAAUCCAUUAAACAGAACACACCUUCUUCAGAUGCUGCAUUUAAAAUAGUGGCGCACCAAGUGGCUAUGAACUUCCAGAAAACGGAAGUUGUCUUAUCAAACACAGCAGUCCGCAUAAAUGGAGUUCCAGGUGUAGAAGGUCCUGGCCACGAUCCUUCUCAGCAUAAAAGAAGGCGCAAUUGCGUAGGUGCAAAGGUGUAG